Messenger RNA from Anisakis simplex (herring worm), 510 nucleotides. NCBI's taxonomy places the organism in Eukaryota, Metazoa, Nematoda, Chromadorea, Rhabditida, Anisakidae. The record is from the annotation of a GenBank genome assembly.
AUGGUUAGUACUGUAAAGGCGACAUUAAUCAACAGUCAUGGUGAUGCACGUUCGAGUUUGGUCACCAACACAAGGGCAGAUCGUAAGUUGAAAGCACAUUUCGAGGAUGAUGACCGCAAUUUUGGAUCGUAUUUGUUCUUGAUGGUGAUUGUGCUGGUGGCGUUAAUAAUAGCAAUGUUGUGGUUUGUUGCGUUGGUCGCUCGGCAACGAGACCGAGAGGAAAUGCUCACUAAACUGCAACAACAACAACAACAACAACAGCGAAAACAACAGCAGCAAUCAAACGAUCAGCUCGACGAAAUUUUAUCAGAGAGAGACUCAAGGGAUCGAUAUGAAGUGAUUGUUGGUGAAGGUGAAGGCGGAAAGGUGAAGAGGAAUCUGAAGAGACGUUGGAUAGGUGCUGCUAGCAGAUGGCGGAGUUUAGAUGUCGAGUUGAGGAACGAACGACGAAGAAAUGAAGAAAAAUUCUAUUUUGCACUUGGUGAUCACCUAAAUGCGCUCACACUUUAA